Messenger RNA from Rhopilema esculentum, 3085 nucleotides. Its product is annotated as influenza virus NS1A-binding protein homolog A-like. Gene Ontology annotation, molecular function: protein binding. The record is from RefSeq and is a predicted model, not a curated record. NCBI's taxonomy places the organism in Eukaryota, Metazoa, Cnidaria, Scyphozoa, Rhizostomeae, Rhizostomatidae.
ACAUGCACACGCUAUCAGUAGACGGUCACAGGUCACAAUAGAACAAAGGAGUCAUCCCCAGGUCCCCAAAGCCCGCGUAAAUGAAUCUUCUGAAGCUUUCGCGCAUUUUCGCAGAUUGCAAUUUGAAAAGGUGAUGGACGAACCUGUCGUGUAGUAAGUGCCGUUUAACGCCCAAUUGGUUGUGUUGCUGGCUGGCUUGUUUCUGAUGGUGUUUGUUUAUGAAAAAUCCAACGUCAGAAUUAUCACGCUUUGUAACUUAAGUAUUUAGCAGCCUUCACGAUGAAGUCCUCAAACGAUCUUGUGUACAAAUCAAAUCGACCUCCAAGUCAAUUUCUCGAAGAACUAGAUUCCGCCAGGAGAGCAGGCUUAUUUUGUGAUGGAGAGGUCGUUGCCCAGGAGAAGACAAUCAAAGUGCAUCGGGUCAUUCUUGCCGCAGCCUCUCAAUAUUUCAGAAAUCAGUUUGAACUGAGCGAGACCAAUCAAGUUCAAUACCUGGAUAUCGACAGCGAAGACUUGGAAUACAUCAUAAGUUUCAUUUACUUGGGACAUGUCACAGUUCCGUACGUUAAAGUGAAGCAAGUCCUUGUUGCUAGUCAGAAAUUUGAUAUCCCGGAAUUAGCGCAGGCCUGUAGGUUGUAUCUUGAAGAAAACUUUCUGACUGGCGAUGCGUUUGAGCUCCGUUCAUUUGCUGCUCUCAAUGGUCAUUAUAGUUUAUGCGAAAAGAUUGACUCGUACCUGAAAGAAAAUGUCAAUUAUUUGUAUCAAAGUAAGGGGUUCUUAUUGUUGCCAAGGUUGCAAGUAACCCUAAUCGCCAGCCAGUCUUGCUCAAAUCAUGAACUUGAGAACAUCUCGGCUAUCUUUGAAAGAGUUAUUGCUUGGGUCCAAAAAAGACAACAGGAACAUGGUGAAAAACUCAACAGCCUUUUAGAGGAAAAUAAUAUGCUGUAUCUACAGUCAAAUCAUUUGCUGAAAGACUGUGCACUAGAGGAUAUCGAGGAACAGCUUGAUUUCAACAGUAAUGAAGAUAUAAAGAAGUUCAGGCGACAGACAUCAAGAGGCAAAUCAGAGAUUUAUGAGAUAUCAAGUAAUUUGCCAAAGAGAAAGAUGUCUUUGCAAGGGACAGAAUAUAAGCUGAUUGCUGACAUGCAAACGUCAGACCAAAAUGCAAUUGGAUUGUGUGUUGUUGCUGAUAAGAUCGUAGUUAUUGCGCUUCAUUAUAAAUCAAAGCAAUGCUCAUCAAAUGCUUCAACAGUUUCAAGUGACUCUUCAGGAUGUGAAGACAACAUUCUCAAUAAUUCAGUUACUAUGCUUGCUCCUAUGACAACAGGGAGAUGCAGUGCUGGAAUAGCAACUCACGACAGAAAGUUAUUUGUUAUUGGUGGUUACAAUCGAGGAUGCUGCCUCGAAUCAUGUGAGGCAUAUGACCCCGAAGUAAAUGAAUGGGCUGACCUCCCCUCUCUCGGCGUGAAACGUGCCAGAUUGCAAUCUGUGACCAGUGGCGGCCGAAUAUUUGUCGUCGGUGGAUCCGAUGGACACAGGGAUUUGUCGUCCAUAGAAGUAUACGACCCAGUUAGCAAAAAAUGGGAACCCGGAAAUGAGAUGAUCGACGAAAGGGCCUCUUUUGGAAUGGAUAAACUUGAUAAUGAUAUCUACGUAGCUGGCGGUGUAUCCGAAUCGCAGAGUCUGCGAAAAGCGGAGCGCUAUAAUAUCGAGUCAGAAACAUGGACACGUUUGCCACCAAUGAGUACGCCGCGAGAGAACGUUUGUGUUGUUGCCUUUAAAGGUAAAAUGUAUGCCAUUGGCGGUAGUAAUGGCUGGCGCUGCCAUAACACUGUCGAAGUAUAUGACCCGAAGACUGGAGACUGGGACUUUGUUUCUAGCUUGAGUGGACCUCGAAGGGGAGCUGCAAGCGCAGUGUAUGAUGGGAAAAUCAUUGUAGCUGGGGGGUCUGAUGGUAAAACAGCAUUGAAUACGGUAGUUUAUGAUGAUGCAUCGGAUAACUGGUCACAUCUGCCUUGCAUGACAAGCAGUCGUAAUAAUGCCUCCAUGAUUGUUCUGGAUUCUGUUCUGUACGUCAUUGGGGGCUUUGGCGGCUACAGCGGCACCGAAUUCCUCAAUACAGUCGAGUAUUUUGAUACCGGCCUAAAUGAAUGGAAGGUUUACAUACAGGGAUGAAUGGCAAGGAAUUCACAUGCACUGAAGAUAUACGUACAUAUAAAACUUUUGACUUGCCUCUUUGAAGGCGAGAAAAUUUUAAGUUUUUUUAUUGCUGGAUUAAGCUUGCAUGUGUCACUUCCUUCAGCCGAGUUCCCUUGUUUAAGGGUUCCUUUUAUUAUCAUCUUCGACAAUAGUCGAGCAGAAUGUCUUUUGUGUUUGAUCCUUUAUUUAAACUCUAAGUUGCCAGCCUGUGGAUGUUUUUAUUAGAUAUCAUAUUGAAGAAUAUGGUUUUAUUUCGUAUAGUGACAUUUUCUGUCUUCUUUGCAUUUCAAAGUUGGUGUACAAGCAUACGCGUUUACAAUGCAAACGCACAGUCGUGUACAGGCAUACGCGUUCAGGCAAGGUAUUUUUUGGACCUCAGUGCCACAGUUCGAGCUUUUUAAGCUUUUAACUGUGCUCUUCGGGACCUGGGUUCUACAGUUAAGGCUUUUCGAGCCCCUUCAUUUGCUCGUGUUUCAAACUAUCAUUUAAUCGUCAAUCCAUUUUGUCAAGUAUUCGAGUGUAAAUUUGGAAUUAAGUCUCAUUGACAUUAUUUGAAAACCCACUUACUAGUUUAAGAACAUACCUGUUAACAUUGCGAUUUUAUCUUAAAGUAGCCAGCGGAGCCCUCUUAAAUUAUCAUCCCUUCCUCUACGAAGGCCUAACCCCCUUUUUACUUCCUUUUCAAACCUAAUACAAACCCAUGAAUUAAAGAGUAGAUGUUUUUUGGACCAAUGUCGCUUCAAAAGUUAUAGCAUUUGAGCAGAGGACUCAAAUUUACUUUUCUUACAGUUCUGAAUAAAGUGGCUUAAAGUUUGCUUUUACGAAGUGGUAGAUUUUUAUUUGUGUAAACCACUAUCUUACUUUUUUAUUAAAAUGUGAAACUCAA